AAAGUCUAACAAAUGAUGAUCGCACAACCCUCCACAGCAUCCCUUUAUAUUAAUUCUCCCUUUCCCAUUCUUCCCAACACUAUCAUCACUUCUGUCGGCCCCUUUCUCUCUCUCUCUCUCCAUCUUAGGAAACUUCAAUCACAAUCUUCCCAUCUUUGUACUCUGUACUCUACACUUUCAUUUCAUUCUCUCUGUUCCUGACUAACAAAACAUGACACAUCAUCAUCAACAAAAACUUAUCCUCCAAAGAAGCAAAAGCACCACCACCACAAGAAACAACAGAAUCAUCCCUUCAAACCACCACCACCAACGACUCUCAGAAUCCGAUGAUUUCUCCGGCAAACUUCUUAUAAAGCAAGGAUCAUCACCCUCAAUCUCUUCCUUUUCAAAUCACAAUCAACAAUCCUCAAAACCACCAACAACAAAGAAGCUUUCUUCACUCAUACGUUCAUUUCUCAACAUCUUAACUUUCCAAACCAUAAUCCCAACGUGCAACUGGCUCACCAUACCUUCUACGCUCUCAUCCACUUCCAUCUCCCCUUCUCUAGGCCGUAAAGUCACCGGAACACUCUUUGGAAACCGCCGUGGCCAUAUCUCCUUUGCCGUUCAGCUCCACCCUCGAGCCGAGCCUCUACUUCUUCUCGAGCUAGCGAUGUCAACUUCCUCUCUUGUCAAAGAGAUGUCUUCCGGUCUCGUCCGCAUCGCGCUCGAGUGCCGAAAGACAACACAGGUCUCUGGCGGCCUCCAUUCGAAUAAUGAAAACAGAGGUCGCCAGAGGCUUUUUCAUGAGCCUGAGUGGACCAUGUAUUGCAACGGGAGGAAGUGUGGGUAUGUCACGUCACGCACGUGCGGGGAAUUAGACUUGCACGUGCUGAGCACGGUACAGAGUGUUUCUGUUGGUGCUGGAGUGAUUCCGAUGUUGGAGGAGGACGGUGGUGGUUGCGGCGGGUCAGAGGGUGAGUUGAUGUACAUGAGAGCUAGAUUUGAACGAGUCGUUGGGAGCCGUGACUCGGAAGCAUUUUACAUGUUGAAUCCUGAUGGUAAUGGAGGACCUGAACUUAGUAUUUUUCUAUUGAGAAUAUGAUAUGACUCCUAAUUAAAAUGUCAUUAGAAUUUUACUUUGUUUGAUUUAGUUUUAGGAAAAUUAAUAAAUAGGACAUUAUGUGAGUCAGAUUGAUAUAUAUUGUAAUGUUUAGUUAGGGAUGGUCACUUGUUAAUUUGAUAGUAUAUUUUCUUUAUAGAUUGUACUUGUGUACCUAUAUAUACAUAAAGAUGAAAUUGUAUGCCAUUUUUUUUUUGGGUAAUUAAACCAAUACCUGGAUAGAAUUCAGACCAAAUAGUUAAGGGAUUAAAGUAUUUACAUUUGUGUCAUACUAUGUUGUUAAUUUGUAUGUGA
This is a messenger RNA of Trifolium pratense (red clover), 1396 nucleotides long. Its product is annotated as protein MIZU-KUSSEI 1. The transcript has a single exon. NCBI's taxonomy places the organism in Eukaryota, Viridiplantae, Streptophyta, Magnoliopsida, Fabales, Fabaceae. The coding region runs from base 212 to 1084 and encodes 290 amino acids. Gene Ontology annotation, biological process: hydrotropism. The record is from RefSeq and is a predicted model, not a curated record.